AUGAUACACACGCCGCUUAUCAUUUGUUAUUCAAUCACGAAAGCGAGCGCACUGUUUCAGAGAUUAAAACAAAUUGCCAACGCGAAAAAUAAAAUGGAUAAUUUCCUCGAUUUCAAAGACAAAGUCGUUAUAUUAACAGGCGCUAGUUCAGGUAUCGGUGCAGAAACGGCAAGAAUUUUAUCAAGUUAUGACGCCAAACUGACAAUCGUUGGAAGGAACGCAGAGAGACUUAAAAAAGUGGCCCAAGAGUGUGAAGAAAAAAAAGGUAUGCCACCACUUCAAAUUCUUGUAGAUUUGACAUAUCCAGGAAGUUGUGAAACUGUCGUGCACAAGACUGUGGCAAGAUAUGGGAAAAUAGAUGUACUAAUUAACUGCGCUGGAAAUUUCUCUCUAUCGUCAGUGUUCGACGAAUCGAUUAACUCGUUCGAUGACAUAAUGGGUAUAAAUUUAAAAGUGCCGUAUCAUUUAACGCAACUGACGAUUCCUCAUCUAGUGAAAACAAAAGGGAAUAUUAUAAAUAUUUCAUUUUCUAUGACAAACAAAUAUAGACCGGGACUUUUGGUGAGCAAUAUGGCGAAGUCGGCUUUGGAAAGGUUCACAAUACAAGCAGCAGCAGAAUUAGCAACGGAGGGAGUUAGAAUUAAUACUGUCACGCCGGGCAUCACUAGGACAAAUAUUUUAUCGAGUCUGGAUAUAGAUGAUCCUACACAGCAGUACGUAUACGACUGGAUAUCAAGUAUUUUACCCUGUGGAAAAGUUCUUGAUCCAAAAGAGGUAGCUUUAUACAUAUGUGUGGUGGCUAGUGACGUUUUUAAAAACAUGACUGGAGCGAGUCUAGUUAUAGAUGGUGCUUCAUCGUUAGUUAGUUAG
Messenger RNA from Diatraea saccharalis (sugarcane borer), 870 nucleotides. NCBI's taxonomy places the organism in Eukaryota, Metazoa, Arthropoda, Insecta, Lepidoptera, Crambidae. The record is from the annotation of a GenBank genome assembly.